AUGGUACAAGGAAAAUUCACAAACAUUGUAGCUGACGUCAUGAACGGCAACCUACAAUGUGUUAAACAAUGGUGUCUCAGAGAGGGACUCAACAUUAAUCCUUCUAAGACAGUCGUGGUUCCUUUCACCAGGAAAAAGAACUUGGAUUCUCUUUCCAGGCUGAAAAUUGGCACUACUCAGCUGGGAGUGACGAGUACGGUCAAGUAUUUAGGACUGACACUUGACUCCAAGCUGACGUGGAACAACCACCUGAAUAAGGCGCUGCAUAAGGCCAAAUGGGCGCUCAUGACGUCCAGGAGGUUUGCAGGAACCACCUGGGGAAUUAAACCCCACAUAGCACUCUGGCUAUACGAGGCUGUGGUCAGGCCUCAGAUUACCUAUGGUUCACUAGUCUGGUGGACAAAGGUGAAUCAGAUAACUGUCAUAGCCAAGCUAGAAAGCAUGCAAAGGCUCGGCACGCUACAGGCCACUGGAGCCUUCAGGAGCAGUCCAUCAGCUACUCUAGAAGUCACUCUUGGGCUGCUACCACUGGAUAUCUUCAUCAGAUCUGAGGCCCUCAAGGCGGCUUACCGUCUGAGGGUUUCAAAUCUGUGGAGGGAAGGCCUGUCAGGGGCAGGCCACUGCGCCAUUGCUAAGACUUUGGCUGAGUGUCCUGUGCUUGACAUGACCUCGGACUUCCUAAGCAAGGAAGCAGUUUUCACCAAACCCUUUAAUGUUGAAUUCCGCUCCAGAGAUGAGUGGAAACAUCAGGAAGGGCACCUCCAAGAUAUGGAGAGCUUCGUCUGGUACACAGACGGCUCCCUAAUCGAUGGAAAAUCUGGUUUUGGGGUUUACUGUCGAUCACCCAGAACAGAACUAUCAGGAAGUCUGGGACAAUACUGUACCAUCUUCCAGGCAGAAAUCUAUGGCAUCUUGGCUUGUGCCAAUCUAGGACUAGCCAGACGGUACCAAGACAAAAGGAUAGUGAUUUUAUCUGAUUGUCAGGCUGCUCUCAAAGCUCUUGACUCAAAUGAAGUCACCUCAAAACUGGUCUGGGAGUGUUUCAACACCCUCUGCAGACUUGCAUCACAGAACUCUGUAACUCUCGGCUGGGUCCCAGGCCAUGUAGGCAUUGGCGGCAACGAGAGUGCAGACAAGCUGGCAAAAAAAGGUGCGAGCAUGCCACUCUUUGGACCAGAGCCAUUUUGUGGCAUCAGCAAAGCGGCCGCUAAACAUGUAAUAAACAAAUGGUCCAGGGGACAACACCUUGAGCGUUGGCGUAAUUAUCCUGGACAAUCACUUGGCAAAAAACUGCUCUCAGAACCUAGCACCCCCUUCACUCGCUGGCUGCUAAAGCUGGGGAGAGGGCAGGUCAAGCAGGUACUUGCUCUUAUCACUGGACACGGCCAUUUCAGGAAUCAUCUCCACACUCUAGGAAUUGUCAAUGACAAGCAGGAGUGUCGACUUUGUAAUCAGUCCGAUGAGACUGCUAAACACAUCAUUCUGGACUGCGAUGGACUACGGGCUAGGAGAAGGGCUCUGUUUGGUCUAAAGCAGCCAGGUGAUGAACCAGACGCUAACAUUGGGCAAAAGCUCCUGCACCUAGUUAGGGACACAGGUAUAGGCUUACCCAGUUAG
This is a messenger RNA of Macrosteles quadrilineatus (aster leafhopper), 1617 nucleotides long. RefSeq lists its product as uncharacterized. The record is from RefSeq and is a predicted model, not a curated record. Gene Ontology annotation, molecular function: RNA-DNA hybrid ribonuclease activity; nucleic acid binding. The coding region runs from base 1 to 1617 and encodes 538 amino acids. Lineage: Eukaryota; Metazoa; Arthropoda; Insecta; Hemiptera; Cicadellidae. The transcript has a single exon.